Messenger RNA from Coffea eugenioides, 712 nucleotides. Its product is annotated as phospholipase A2-alpha. The record is from RefSeq and is a predicted model, not a curated record. The coding region runs from base 82 to 579 and encodes 165 amino acids. NCBI's taxonomy places the organism in Eukaryota, Viridiplantae, Streptophyta, Magnoliopsida, Gentianales, Rubiaceae. Gene Ontology annotation, molecular function: calcium ion binding; A2-type glycerophospholipase activity. The transcript is spliced from 4 exons. Gene Ontology annotation, biological process: lipid catabolic process; phospholipid metabolic process; arachidonate secretion.
ACCAUAUUAUUCCUAUAAAUCAGAGCUUUUAAGCAAACCAAAGCUUCCAUUUACAUUUUUUUCUGCAAACUCAUAUCUUCAAUGGCUUCUACUCCCCAUGAGUCAUUGAAGUCAGCAGCAGCAGCACAGUUUCUCACAUUUGUGCUUUUCACCCUUCAGUUUUCUGCUAUUCCUACUAAUGCACUGAAUAUUGGUUUGCAAUUAGAUCCAGGCGUCAAAUUGAAAAAAGAGUGUAGCAGUACGUGUGAAUCCACGUUCUGUGGAGUUGCUCCAUUUCUAAGAUAUGGGAAGUAUUGUGGGCUUCUGUAUAGCGGUUGUCCAGGGGAGGCGCCAUGUGAUGGUUUAGACGCUUGCUGUAUGGCGCAUGAUAAAUGCAUUCAAAGCAAAAACAAUGACUAUUUUAGCCAAGAGUGCAACCAAAAUCUCCUCAAUUGCGUGAAUGGAUUCUACAAGUCAGGUGCACGAACUUUUAAAGGGAACACUUGUUCAGUGGAUGAAGUUGUUUUCCUUAUGAGAAAGGUGAUUGGCGCAGCCAUAUUGGCUGGAAGAAUAUUGCAUCAUAAACAAGAUGGAGUGUAGAAAUCUGUUUUAACUUUGUUGUUAAUUGUAAACCUUUGUAUCCUUUUGCUCUCUUUUGGUUCUAAUUCUUUUAUUUUUGUCAACCACUGUUAUUAAAAUGAAAUCCAAAUGGACUGAAGUUUGUUUUUCCUUA